AUGGGUUCUUUUGGUGAAGUGACCGAAUUUGGUCAUGGCUUCAAGUCACAAUUUCUGUUUGAUCCGAAAUAUACCAAUCUAAACCAUGGAUCAUUUGGGACUUACUCUCUUCCCGUACGAAAUGCACUGCGUGGUUAUCAGAAGCUUGCCGAAGCUGCACCAGACAAGUUCUUACGCUAUCAAUACGUUGACCUACUGGACAAGUCGAGAGAGCGCAUAGCUAGAUUGAUCAAUGCGCCGGUUGAUGAAUGUGUAUUUGUUCAGAAUGCUACGACAGGUGUCAACACUAUUUUACGCAACCUUCAAUUCAAGGAGAAAGAUUGCAUCAUUUACUUCGAUACCAUUUAUGGUGCCUGCGAGAAGACAUUGGCUUCGAUCGUCGAAACGAAUCCGCAACUUCACCUUCGGAAGGUCGGCCAUGGACAAGACUUUGGCUAUGCACUUCCCUGCACGCAUCCCGAAAUCCUCAAUUCUCUGUCACAAACCAUUUCUCGCGUUCUGUACGACGGGUAUAAUCCGAGAGUCUGCAUUUUCGACACGAUAGUGUCCCUCCCUGGAGUUCGGUUUCCCUUUGAGCGAAUAACCAAAAUGUGUAAAGAGUACGGCAUCCUCAGUCUAAUUGAUGGCGCACAUGCUGUUGGUAUGAUACCCCUAAACAUGGCUCAACUCGAUCCCGAUUUCUUCGUCAGCAAUUGUCACAAAUGGCUUUAUACGCCACGAGGAUGUGCUGUCCUGCAUGUUCCCAAACGCAAUCAACACCUCAUCAGAACGACGUUUCCCACAUCACAUGGAUAUACACCUCCAGCCGAUGCAUCGUCCAAGAUACGGAAUCCACUUCCACCAACGGAAAAGUCGCCCUUUGUAAAUUUGUUUCAGUUCGUGGCCACUGCCGACAAUGCCCCCUACUACUGCGUACCGGCGGCGAUAAACUUUCGCCAGAACCUAUGUGGUGGUGAAGAGGCUAUAUAUAAUUACAUUCGCGAUAUUGCACAACGCGGCGCCGACUUGCUUGCCAUGGUCCUAGGGACUGAAGUGAUGGAUGAUCUUGAUCAGGGUCAUGGGUUGAAGACCAUGGGCAGUUACGAAGCGAGCGAUCGCCGAGAGGGAGGACGGGUCGGCUGGUCUGGCGGUCUACGAGACUGCGCGAUGGCGAAUGUAUUGUUGCCGAUCACGAUCCAGGGAGCGACGUCUCGAGGAAGCAUCAGUAUGGGACCUGGAGGUGCGGGAAGUGCGGGGGGUUUGUCUCCGGCAUUGCGACAGGCAUCCUACGGCUUCCCAUCUGGAGGCAAUAGCGUGCAACCCCCUCGGUCGGCUGCUGUUGGUAACAUGCUCGGCGAACCCAGAACACUGUCCGUUUCGCCUCUCCACUCGCCCAGUCUACCAUCAGCAGGUCCAACCGUCGUACAAGAAGCAGACGUUGCAACACAUAAAGCAUGGAUGGAAAGAACGUUGGUCGACGAAUACAAUACGUUUGUCGCCAUCUACGAGUACGACGGAAGGCUUUGGACAAGAGUGUCUGGCCAGAUCUACCUGGAACUCAAAGAUUUCGAGUGGUUGGGGGAAGUGCUCAAAUCACUUUGCGAACGAGUCCGGUCCGGGGAAAGCAUGCGGGGCAAGGAACCCAAACCCGAGUUCAAGCUGCCAGAUCUGGAGACGUGGACGCUCAAAUCACCCAAGCCUCCGUCGAGGUCAAGCACAGUGGGGACGCCAGUGAAGAGAUUCGACAUUACUCAGGGAGGGUGGGUUGAAGAGUGA
This is a messenger RNA of Exophiala viscosa, 1755 nucleotides long. RefSeq names its product selenocysteine lyase. The record is from RefSeq and is a predicted model, not a curated record. Lineage: Eukaryota; Fungi; Ascomycota; Eurotiomycetes; Chaetothyriales; Herpotrichiellaceae. The transcript is spliced from 4 exons. Bases 1 to 1755 code for a protein of 584 amino acids.